GACCUAUGCACAGUCAUGUUUGGGUGUUGGGCCUAUUCCAACGGAUAUUAUUUGGGAACUCUCGACAGGAGGAGAAAACACGCCUAAAGAAAAGUGCAGGUUGUAGUCAAGAUUCUAGGGAUUCAGCAGCCGUCAUGAGACCCAAUCAAUCCCCACUGGCAACUUCGUCUCCGGCUAAUCGGAACCGCCAGCGUAGGCGCCCAGACCUCACCUUACCGCUUCCCCAAAGGGACCCAUCUCUGGCCGUACCUCUGCCCCUACCUCCCUCAGCUCCACCACAGCAGAUCUGCUUUUCGGAGCUCGAUAAAAUCAACCGAAUCGGUAGCGGCAGCGUAGGCACUGUCUACAAGGUCAUCCAUUGGCCCACGUCCCAAGUUUACGCCCUCAAGGUGAUCUAUGGGACUCACGACGAGUCGGUUCGCCGUCUGAUCUGCCGAGAGAUCGAGAUUCUCCGCGACGUGGACCAUCCGAACGUGGUGAAAUGCCAUGACAUGUUUGAUCACAACGGCGAAAUACAAGUUUUGCUGGAGUUCAUGGACCGUGGAUCCCUGGAGGGUCAGCAAAUCCACCACGAGCCUUCUUUGGCGGAUCUGGCCCGCCAGAUUCUCAGCGGUCUCAACUACCUCCACCGCCGACACAUCGUACACCGGGACAUCAAGCCCUCCAAUCUCCUAAUCAAUACCAAGAAUAAGGUCAAGAUCGCGGACUUCGGGGUUGGUAGGAUUCUUUCGCAAACAAUGGACAAUUGCAAUUCAUCGGUGCGGACAAUAGCGUACAUGAGCCCUGAGAGAAUCAACACGGAUUUGAACCACGGGCAGUAUGAUGGAUACGCUGGAGAUAUAUGGAGCUUGGGAGUGAGCAUAUUGGAGUUCUACUUGGGAAGAUUCCCGUUUGCAGUGGGUCGGCAGGGGGAUUGGGCAAGCCUCAUGUGUGCCAUAUGUCUGUGUCAGCCUCCGGAGGCACCCGGCUCGGCCUCCGCUGAGUUUAGAAAUUUCAUCUCCUGUUGCUUACAGAGGGAACCGGCCAAAAGGUGGACGGCAACACAAUUGUUACAGCAUCCUUUCAUUGAGAGGGGACAGCAGACCCAGAAUCAGAAACACGCUGAUGCACAACAAUUCAUGAUCAGUCUUGUGCCAUACGACAAAGACUUGCCUGUCAUAUGUAGAGAUGGAAAUGCUGAUGAUAGUGACUGCUUUUCCCCUCAAUUUUUGGAGCCACAAAAUGAGGUCCAAGGAGAGAAGUCCCAUGGUUCAGGAAAGAGGUCUCAGUCUCCACCAGAAUCAGUUUCUAGUGAAGAUCAAGUUGGUGAUGCACUGGAGACAGGACAUAGGCUUUCAAAGACUGCUGGGUCUAACAUGAAGGGCAAACGACAAUCAGGAAACCAGUCUAGUUCUCCACAUCCAAAGAAAUCAAGAAGUGAAGACGACAGGAUGGCUAGUGCCAGUCGUAAGAUGGCAACUGUUGUUUCUUCUUUGACAGAGAAGAAGAAAGAUGAGGAGACUUCAAACACAGUUUCAAUAGAGAAUGUAAUUGCAGCGGUACAAGAAUUGCCAGACAUGGAUGAAGACCUUAUAUUGGAUGCAUGUGACUUCUUAGAGGAUGAAAUGAAAGCAAAAACAUUUAUGGCACUGGAUCCAAAACUACGAAAGAAAUGGUUGUUAAGGAAGCUGCGCCCUGACUUGUAAUUCUAGUUGAGUUUUACCUUGUCGCAGAUUAGCUCAAUUGAAAAGGCUCUUGACAUACCGGACUUGUUUAGAUUUUAUAAUAAUAAUCAGCUGUAAAGAAUUUAGAAAUUUUUAACAUGAUUCUGAAUGCUAGUCUGGCCACUUGAUUUGUCAAAAU
Molecule: messenger RNA, 1842 nt
Organism: Rubroshorea leprosula
Lineage: Eukaryota; Viridiplantae; Streptophyta; Magnoliopsida; Malvales; Dipterocarpaceae
Source: the annotation of a GenBank genome assembly